Alosa sapidissima (American shad) is the source of this 3146-nucleotide messenger RNA. RefSeq names its product tripartite motif-containing protein 16-like. Lineage: Eukaryota; Metazoa; Chordata; Actinopteri; Clupeiformes; Clupeidae. Gene Ontology annotation, molecular function: zinc ion binding; protein binding. The record is from RefSeq and is a predicted model, not a curated record.
CUGGAGGCCACUCCCUCUGCUCAGUGCCCAGCCUUUUCCACAGAAACGAAAGUCAGUUCUGCCUCCAACUUGACUGUAGGAGAAUAGAACAGUGAGUGAUCCAAAAUGGCAGAAGCCAGUGUUGUAUGGGGCCAAGACCAUUUUAGCUGUCCAAUCUGUCUUGAACUUCUAAAGGAUCCUGUGACUAUACACUGUGGCCACAGUUUCUGUAUGGACUGUAUCGCAGGCUGCUGGGAUCAGGAAGAGCUGAAGGGAGUCUAUAGCUGCCCACAGUGCAGACAGACCUACACCAGACCAGUGCUGGGCAGGAACACAAUGCUGGCUGAAGUGGUGGACAAACUGAAGAUCAUGGGACUCCAGGCUAUUCCUCCUGCUCAGUGUUAUGCUGGACCUGGAGAUGUGGAGUGUGACGUGUGCGUUGGGAGAAAACGAAAGGCAGUCAAGUCCUGUCUGGUGUGUCUGUCCUCUUACUGUGAAACUCACCUCAGAGUUCACAAUGAUCUCAACCCAGGGAAGAAACACAAAGUGGUUGAUGCUGCUGCUAAACUAGAAGAUCUGAUCUGCUCUCGUCAUGAUAAACUACUGGAGGUCUUCUGCCGCACUGAUCAGACAUGCAUAUGUUUCCUGUGUGUCAUGGAUGAACACAGAGGACAUGAUACAGUUUCAGCUGCGGCCGAGCGAAUUGAAAAACAGAAACAGUUGGAGGAGAGCUGCAGAAAAACCCAGCAGACAAUCCAAGAAAGACAUAAGCACCUGCAGCAGAUGAGAGAGGCCAUUAAGUCUCUUAAGCACUCUGCUCAGGCAGCAGUGGAGGACUGUGAGAGGAUCUUUACUGAAAUGAUCCGCUCCAUUGAGAGAAGACACUCUGAGGUGACACAGCUGAUUAGAGAUCAGGAGAAGGCUGAAGUGAGUCGAGCUGAAGAACUCAUGGAGAAACUGGAGCGGGAGAUUGCUGAGCUGAAUAAGAGAGAUGCUGAGCUGGAGCAGCUUUCACAAACAGAGGAUCAUACAAGCUUUCUCCGGAGUUUUCAGUCUCUGUGUUCCUUCACUGACCCAGAGGAUUCAUCAUCCAACCUCAGUUUCUGUUCAGAUGUGUCAUUUGAAGAAGUGACGGGAAAUGUGUCUCAGUUGAAAGAUAAAGUAGAAGAUGUACUUAAGCAUGGAGUAGAACAGAUUUCAAUGAGAGCAAAAGCCAUACAAAUAUCCUCUACCCAUGAGCUCUUGACCAGACAAGACUUCUUAAAAUACUUGUGUCAACUCAAUCUAGAUCCCAACACAGCACAACCAUAUCUUCAUUUGUCUGAUAGUAAUAAGGAAGUUAUUCUUAAAAGGACGAAGCAAUCAUAUCCUGACAAUCCAGAGAGAUUUGACGAUUAUGAACAGGUGCUGUGUAAGGAGGCUGUGACUGGAAGAUGUUACUGGGAGGUGGAGUGGAGCCCAAAAUGGGGAGGUUCUGUAGCAGUAUCCUACAAAGAGAUCUGCAGGAAGGGACAAAACAAACAGGUUCCGUUUGGGUACAAUAAACACUCUUGGAGUAUAGACUACCCUUUCGAUGCAUGCUCUUUCAUACACAAUGGAGAGUGGAUUAGACUCAAUGUUACUCCCAGCAGAAUGAUUGGAGUGUAUGUGGAUCACAAAGCUGGAAUUCUGUCUUUUUACGGCAUCAGUGGUGACAAAAUGACCCUCCUGCACAAAGUCCAGACCACAUUCACUCAACCGCUUUAUCCUGGUUUUUGUAUCAGAUAUUAUGACAGAAAAGUGAAGCUAUGCCAUUAGCUAUGCCAUUUUGUUUGGAUGUCAUCAGGGGUGAUGAGUCUUUUCCAUACAUACUGGAUAGACCCAAACAUUACCUCACUAUGUGGCUUCAUUUCAGACCCUGACUUGCCUUCGCAAUCACCUGUCUCAGUCAAAUGCACGUUGAUUUGGUUCAGACAUGUAUUUGUUGUCAAAUAAAGCAGGACUACGCAUAAUAAAAACAUCAUCAUUUCUAAGGAUACAAGCUCUUUCAGAAUUCCCCGGCACCCCAGUUAUGUUUUGGUAUUUUUUGAGAUCGGCUCACAUUCAUGUUUAUUCAUUUUUAAUUAUCUGAUUCAUUAUGGUCUGUAUAUCAUGUCUAAUGCAUUCAUAAUUUGUCAUUUGUACAUCCUGAAGAUAGUGCACUUCAUAAACCGGACUUUGUUGUAUAGGUGUUUGGUGUUUUAAUGUAUACUGUACAUAUCAGAAUCAACAAAUAUGUCCUGUUUGGCUUGUCAUAUGAUAAUGGGUGUGGAGGAGCAGUGGUAAUGUUACUGUCUGACAAUUGCAGUUCUAGCCUAUUGCGAGUCCAUGUCAUAGAUAGGCUAGAUAGAGGUAUCUGCUAUAAAUACCAGUCAACUUUAACUUUCUAACACAAAUGUAAUAUUUUUUUGUUGUUUUUUGGUCCAAGCCCUAAUGAAACAAACUGUGAAAAAAGUUGUUUAUUUUUUGUGAGAGAAAUCAUGAAAAAAUACUGGCCUCACUUUCAUCUGGGUUUAUGCAUUUAAAGAUGUAAGCUAUGUGUUCAGGAGAGAGCCUGAACACUGGUGGUUAUAAUGAGGUAUAAUGACCCUAAUAAGAUUUGAUAUUGUAGGCCCAUUUCAGUAAGGAUUGAUUUAUGUAAAGCCCUGCAGUUUCAAUGUCCACAUGAUAACAUGAGUAGUCUCACGAUCAGAGUAUGUGAUUAUGUUGAAUAACUAUUGUUUUUUUUUUACAUUUGUGGUUGUUUGAUUUCAUCAGUGACAGUUCCACCAAUGGCCACUAGAGGGAAGCAACUUAUUACUGUUCAGCAAAAAAGCCUUUUGGUUCUGAGGGCAAAACUUUGUAUUUGGAGAUCAUGUACUGUAUGCAAAACGACAAAUGUUAUUGUCCCAUUCAGUACUAAAAUUCAGAAAAUAUUGAAUUGCUUGAAAUUGAUUGAAAUACAUAAAGUGAAAUUAUGAAUGCUAAAAAAGUAAGUAAGUAAGUCUAUUAUGCUUAUAUUCUUACAACCAUUUUUUUCUCUUUUUCUAGAUUGGUUCUCCUGUUUGUUAUGAUUUUAAAUCUGUAUGUGAACUCAGAAUAAGCUCACAGAGAAAAAAAGAGGUGCUGAAGACUGGCUUCAUACAAAUAAAAUGCAUUAUUAUAAUCUU